Messenger RNA from Auxenochlorella protothecoides, 1533 nucleotides. Its product is annotated as Calnexin-like protein 1. The transcript has 5 exons. NCBI's taxonomy places the organism in Eukaryota, Viridiplantae, Chlorophyta, Trebouxiophyceae, Chlorellales, Chlorellaceae. Gene Ontology annotation, molecular function: calcium ion binding. Gene Ontology annotation, cellular component: endoplasmic reticulum membrane; endoplasmic reticulum. Bases 1 to 1533 code for a protein of 510 amino acids. Gene Ontology annotation, biological process: protein folding. The record is from RefSeq and is a predicted model, not a curated record.
AUGCGGUUGGUCGCGAGCUUGUUGUGCCUGGCCGUGGUGGCCAGCGCCUACCACGAGAAGUUUGAUGGAGGGUGGGAGAGCCGCUGGGUGCACAGCGAUGACGCCAAGUACGCGGGCAACAAGCUGGUGGUCGAAACACCCGAGGGUGGCAGCGAUCCCGCUCUAAAGAUCCCGGAGAAGGCACGGCACUACGGGAUCAGCGUGGCCCUGCCCGAGCCGGUCGACCCGGCCAAGGGCCUCGUGCUCCAGUACGAGCUGAAGCUGCCCUCCGCGGGUCUUACCUGCGGCGGCGCCUACCUCAAGUUCGUGACCGCCGACCCGGGCUUCUCCCCCGCGGGCCUGGUGGACUCCACCCCCUACACCAUCAUGUUUGGGCCGGACAAGUGCGGCAGCACCAACAAGGUGCACCUCAUCCUGCGCCACAAGAGCCCCAAGACGGGAGAUAUUGAGGAGAAGCACCUGAAGACGCCCCCCGUCUUCCCCAACGACGACCUGACCCACGUCUACACCGUGGAGCUCAGCCCCUCUGACAACACCUACCGCAUGCUGAUCGACGGCGUGGAGAAGAAGGCCGGCGCGCUGGCGGACGACUUCCUGCCCCCUUUCAACCCGCCGGAGACCAUCGCCGACCCCGAGGACGUCAAGCCUGAGGACUGGUUGCCCAUCCCCGACCCCGACGCGGUCAAGCCCGAGGACUGGGACGAGGACGCGCCGCUGCAGAUCCCCGACGAGGACGCGGUGAAGCCUGAGGGCUGGCUGGACUCCGAGCCGGCCGAGAUCGAGGACCCGGCCGCGCACCAGCCCGAGGACUGGGACGCAGAGGAGGAUGGCGACUGGGAGGCGCCGCUCAUCCCCAACCCUGCCUGCUCCGUCGGCUGUGGCGAGUGGAAGCGUCCCACCAAGCCCAACCCGGCCUACAAGGGCAAGUGGACCCGGCCUCAGGUGGCCAACCCGGCGUACAAGGGCCCCUGGAAGCCGCGCGACAUCCCCAACCCCGCCCACUUUGUGGACGCCGCGCCGCUGUCCCACGUCGGCUCCAUCGGCGGCGUGGCCCUGGAGGUGUGGACCAUGGACUCCGACUACUACUUCAGCAACGUGGUGGUGAGCAACGACGCGGCGGAGGCGGCGGCAGUGCGUGAUGCGACCUGGGCGCCCAAGCACGCCGCGGAGGCGGCGGCCGCGGAGGCCAAGUUCAAGGCCGAGGCGGCCAAGAAGAAGGCGGCAGGCGACGACGAGGACGAGGACGACGAGGGCCCGGUGGAGCGCCUGCUCGCCGCGGUGUUCGACUCCCCGCUCCUCGCACCGCAUGCUGCGCGCCUGGCCCCCGUGCGGCGGUACACGGAGGAGAACCCGCAGCUGGUGCUGGGCGGUGUGGCUGGCCUGACCCUUGCCCUCCUGGCGCCCCUGCUCAAGGCACUGGUGGGCGGCGGCGGCGGCCGCAAGCCUGCCGCGCCCAGCGUGGCCCAGACGCACCCCGACCGUAUACAUGUUUUUGUCUUGCAUCCUUUCGCACUGAACUCACGCCCUGUUUAA